Helianthus annuus (common sunflower) is the source of this 2083-nucleotide messenger RNA. RefSeq names its product SNF1-related protein kinase catalytic subunit alpha KIN10. Gene Ontology annotation, molecular function: ATP binding; protein serine/threonine kinase activity. Gene Ontology annotation, biological process: protein phosphorylation; intracellular signal transduction. The transcript is spliced from 11 exons. The coding region runs from base 195 to 1694 and encodes 499 amino acids. Lineage: Eukaryota; Viridiplantae; Streptophyta; Magnoliopsida; Asterales; Asteraceae. The record is from RefSeq and is a predicted model, not a curated record.
AGAGAAGAAGGUAUUAAUAUUAUUAUUAUUAUAUUAUUAUUAUCAUCAUCAUCAUUACACGAAUCUUUUUCACUUUUUCAUCCAUUUUUCUGCACACAUGUCGCCAAUUUCUUCAUUACAUUCUCUAAUCAAACGCAUUUCAACAUUCUCUGUGCAAUUAAUUUCACAUUUUCGCGUUUAUUCUCCGAUAAGAUAUGGAGGGAUCAGGACGCCAUGGGAGCAGCGUGGACAUGUUUUUACGGAACUACAAGCUUGGGAAAACACUUGGUAUCGGUUCGUUUGGAAAGGUGAAAAUUGCAGAGCAUGCUUUGACUGGUCACAAAGUUGCUAUAAAGAUCCUUAACCGUCGCAAGAUCAAAAACAUGGACAUGGAAGAAAAAGUCAGAAGAGAGAUCAAGAUAUUAAGAUUAUUUAUGCAUCCACAUAUUAUCCGGCUUUAUGAGGUUAUAGAGACACCAUCUGAUAUUUAUGUUGUAAUGGAAUAUGUCAAGUCCGGUGAGCUGUUUGAUUACAUUGUAGAGAAAGGCAGGUUGCAGGAGGACGAGGGUCGAAAUUUCUUUCAGCAGAUAAUUUCCGGUGUGGAGUACUGCCACAGGAACAUGGUGGUUCACAGAGAUCUCAAACCCGAGAACCUGCUGUUGGACUCCAAGUGCAAUGUCAAAAUUGCUGACUUCGGUCUAAGCAAUAUUAUGCGUGAUGGUCAUUUUCUGAAAACAAGUUGUGGGAGUCCAAACUAUGCUGCCCCAGAGGUUAUAUCUGGAAAGCUGUAUGCGGGUCCCGAAGUUGAUGUCUGGAGCUGCGGUGUUAUCUUGUAUGCUCUUCUCUGCGGCACCCUUCCUUUUGAUGAUGAGAAUAUUCCUAACCUCUUCAAGAAAAUUAAGGGUGGAAUAUACACACUUCCGAGCCACUUAUCACCUGGAGCAAGAGACCUAAUCCCGAGAAUGCUUGUGGUUGACCCCAUGAAACGAAUAACCAUCCCUGAAAUCCGUAUACACCCUUGGUUUCAGGCGCAUCUUCCCCGCUAUUUGGCUGUUCCUCCACCAGAUUCUAUGCAGCAAGCAAAAAAGACCGAUGAAGAUAUUCUUCUAGAGGUGGUUAAAAUGGGGUUUGACAGGGACACCCUCGUUGAGUCGCUUCACAACCGCGUGCAAAAUGAGGGUACUGUGGCGUAUUACUUGCUAUUGGACAACAGGUUUCGUAACUCAAGCGGCUAUCUGGGAGCUGAAUUCCAGAAACCUAUGGAUGGAUUCAACCGAAAUGAGGCUGCUGCUUCAAUGAUGCCGCAGCGCUCAAGCGCGUAUAUGGAUUAUCAAGGAAUAAAUAUCAGAAGCCAAGUUGAGAGGAAAUGGGCUCUUGGGCUUCAGUCUAGAGCACAUCCGCGUGAGAUAAUGACCGAGGUUCUUAAAGCUUUGCAAGAACUGAAUGUGUGCUGGAAAAAGAUUGGCCACUACAACAUGAAAUGCAGGUGGGUCUCUGGCAACAACUCUAUGCAAAGUAAUCAUUACUUUGGAGAUGAGUUGACCAUUGAGGAGACCAAUGGUCCUUUGACCUCCCCCAAUGUGGUCAAAUUUGAAGUCCAGCUGUACAAAACCCGUGAGGACAAGUAUCUGCUUGAUCUACAGAGGAUCCAGGGACCUCAAUUUCUGUUUCUUGAUCUUUGUGCGGCAUUUCUUGCUCAGCUUCGCGUUCUCUAAAUAAAUGAUAAUAUAGGCUUCUAAUAUGAUGGGCUUUCUCCCUGAAUCCGCUAUGGACUGCUUGUGAUGAAAAGCUAGGCUGUUGUAUAUACAAGUUCUUGUUUCAGUUAUUAGAGUACUAUGAACGAGCAUCAUCUUCUCGGUUUCCAUUCGUAGGCGGCUGUUGUGAGCCAAUCUUUUUGCCGACUCACUGAUGAGUCUGGGCCCCGCCUGACUUUUCUGAAAUAGCUACCUUACUUUGUGACUUUUAUAUGUUAUUAUUAUCAUGGAUGAUGAUGAUGAUGUUGUCUAUGUACAAUGAUGCAAUAGUUGUAUGUGAGCUCUUUUGCUCUUGAUGUGAAAAUGUGGAUGGUUUAGACUUAUGAAGCUUAUUAAUGUUGUUUCAUACU